UUUCUUUCUUUCUUUGUUUCUAAUGUAAAACAUUUAUUACUACCAUAUUAUGUUUUUUUCUUUAUUACUUUUAUUUGGAAAUGUUAAACCUGUCUCUUUUCCAGGUGAUACUUUUAUUCUCCCACCUUUCUACCAUCAUGAAAUCUCAUUGAUCGAAACUCAAGCCAUUGACUACACUCCCUCCUAUAUUGAUACUACCUUGGAUAUUCCUGUUUUGAAUGAUGUUGCCUUGGAUACACCUAUUUCAAAUGCUAUUGCCUUUCACCCAUACCAAGUCUUUGCACUCCACGUUUACCUGAUCGUUUUCCUUGUCGGGAUGUUGUCUGGUGUAUAUCUCCUCCUUGCUUUACCUGUCCUGUCACGUCUACUGCGUAAACCCUCUGUCUCUACCUUCCGAAAAAAUAUCGCGUCAUACAACAACAUGGUAGUUCACCCGAUAUUAAUGUUGAUCUCUACCUGGUUACGUUACUUCUGUUCCUUCUGUCUUCGGGUACUUUGGCCUUUGAACUGUCUUCUUGUUUCUCGUUGCCUUCGGGCUUUAUGGUCUUUCCUUUGUUACGUGGAUUCAUUCAUAGUACGUAACUUGUUUGCUCUCCUCCAUCGUCCCCCUGUUUCUCCUAUGUCCGCAGAUCAACUUGUAAGAGCUAUCUCUCAACUUGAUGACAUCUCUGGUUUAGCUCUUCUAUAUUGGGUAUACUUCUUUUAUCACCAUGCUGAUAAAAAACCUCUAGUAUCACGACCUCAACCCAAUAUAGAAGCUCUCUCAUUUCCACCCGUCCCUACCACCGAAACCAUUGAUGAUGACGAUGAAGAUGUUGCUUGCUUGCCCUCUUUCCCUGCAGCUGCUUCAGUCCCUACAGCUCUCAUCGAAACCAUUGAUGAUGACGAUGAAGAUGUUGCUUGUUUGCCCUCUUUCCCUGCAGCUGGUCCUGUCCCCUCCAAUACCCUUAAUGAUGAUCAAGACAAUAUGAUCCAUCAUUCUUCUUCAUCCAUCGCUGUUGUCUCCCUCUCAUGUCCCGUCGAACCCGAAGAUGAUGGCCCAUCUCAUCUUUCUCCUUCAUCCGUCAUCCCUUCAUCCUCCACAGUCCUUCGUUCACCAUCACCCACCGUUACAAAGGAUGAAGAUGUCUCCUCUCCACGGCUUCCUCCUACUCCUGUCCCUCAAUCUGGUAUUGAUGGUGUACAAGAUGAUGUCUCUUCUCCUUCUUCUCCUUUGGUGGCUCCUCCCACUCUAUCUCCUCCUCUCACUGUCGCCAUCCUGACAGAUGCCUUGUCAGAAGAUGAAGACAUGGCUUCAUCCGAUAGAUUCGAUUUUGUCAUCGAAUCAGAAGAUGAAGUCAUGGCCUCUCCUCCUGCUACCUCCCCAUCACCUGAGCCUCUCAAUGUCCCGUCCUUUGAUGUAUCAGUUCUCGAAAGUGUUGUCCCUCCUCCUUCAUUUUCCUUCCUUCCUCCUGUCCCAUUGGCUGCUCCGACUCCAUUGGUUAUUCCUACCUUUGCCGCUUCUCCCUUUACCUUCUUAUUCGACAACACAUCCCAUCAAGCUGCUCCUUCUCCCUCUUCAUCUGUCCCUACUGUUAGUUCUCAUACAACUACAGUAGAUCCUCAACUUCUUUGUCCUCUCCCUGCUGCUCCUCUUCCUUUUGCUCCUCUUCCUUUUCAUCACUCCCAGUCAUCAGUCAGGAUUUACCCUACAUGCCUGACUGUUCCGAUCAAAACACCCCCAAGGAGGAGCGCAAAAUAAUCCAGCCUCGUCGCUUGCGUAAGUACAUGGAACUCA
Messenger RNA from Halteromyces radiatus, 1777 nucleotides. RefSeq lists its product as uncharacterized. The transcript is spliced from 15 exons. The record is from RefSeq and is a predicted model, not a curated record. Lineage: Eukaryota; Fungi; Mucoromycota; Mucoromycetes; Mucorales; Cunninghamellaceae. The coding region runs from base 50 to 1741 and encodes 563 amino acids.